AUGGAAAAAUAUAUACUCCAGUCCCACUCUCCUCUAGUCUUUGAUCAGAUUUCAGCUCUGUGCAGAAGCGGAAGCAGGGAGCUCGGCUUUCCGUCGGCAUCCACACACACUUGCUGCAGAUCGCGAAUCUGUGCGGGAUUCCCUAACGCCAAAGCGCUUUUCGCGGAGAAGAUCGUGGCCCAGGCAAGAAUCAGUCGGGGGUGUGACGGGUAUCCGUAUAUCUCAGGCCGACAGACUGUCCAGAUUAACAUUUACCCAGUUAAAAUGAGAGAGAUAUGGCCCAGCGUAGUUUAUUUAGCACAGUUGAUAAGCAUUGUUGCUUGCAACGCACCGACGGUGCCGUUAGAUGACAUCGUGAUAGAAAAGACUUUCAUCCCGGAGCACUGCAACAGAGCUGUGAAAGCUGGGGACUUCGUCAGGUACCAUUACAUCGGCAUGUUUCCCGACGGGAGAAAGUUUGACUCCAGCUAUGACAAAGCCUCAACCUACAAUGUGUUUGUGGGCAGAAGGCAGUUGAUUGAGGGCAUGGACAAGGCUCUUCUGGACAUGUGUGUGAAUGAGAGGCGUCUGGUCAGGAUUCCACCACAGUUGGCCUACGGAAAGGAUGGAUAUGGUGACAUCAUCCCACCUGACUCUGUGCUGCAUUUCGAUGUACUUCUGCUGGAUAUCUGGAAUCCGCAGGACCAGGUCGAGGUGAAGACCUACUACAAGCCCGAGACGUGUACCCGGACUGUAGAUGUGUCCGACUUUGUGCGGUACCACUACAAUGGCACACUGCUGGACGGCACACUCUUCGACUCUAGUCACACCCGUCUGCGUACGUAUGAUACCUACGUGGGCAUUGGUUGGCUCAUUGCCGGCAUGGACAAGGGACUGCUGGGGAUGUGUGUGGGUGAGAAGCGCGUGAUCACCAUGCCUCCUUCCCUGGGCUACGGCGAAAAUGGAGAUGGCAGUGACAUCCCAGGCCAGGCCUCACUGGUCUUCGAUGUUGUUCUCCUGGACCUUCAUAACCCGAAGGAUGGCAUCAUGGUGCAGCCCCAAGUGGUACCUGAGAUAUGCCCUCGCAAGAGUCAAGAGGGCGACUACAUGAGGUACCACUACAAUGGCACCCUGUUGGAUGGUACCUUCUUUGACUCCAGCUACUCCCGGAACAGCACCUAUAAUACAUACAUUGGGAAAGGCUACGUGAUCGCAGGCAUGGAUGAGGGCCUGCUGGGUGUUUGCAUUGGGGAGAGGAGGAGAAUUACCAUCCCACCACAUCUGGCCUAUGGCGAAGAGGGAACAGGCACCAGUAUUCCUGGUUCAGCAGUGCUGGUGUUUGACGUCCUUGUGGUGGACUUCCACAACCCCUCAGAUACAGUGCAGAUCACUACCAGUUUCAGGCCCGACGUCUGUGAUACACGUAGUAAGAAGGGCGACUUUGUCAAGUACCACUACAAUGCCAGCCUGAUGGAUGGCACCUUCAUCGACUCCACGUAUCGCUAUGAGAAGACUUACAACAUAGUCCUGGGUGCAGGGCAAGUAGUUCUGGGGAUGGAGAUGGGCCUGCAGGACAUGUGUGUGGGUGAGAAGCGCACACUGGUCAUCCCACCUCAUCUGGCCUAUGGCGAGAGGGGAGUCGAUGGGGAGGUCCCAAGCAGCGCUGUGCUGGCGUUCGACAUCGAGCUGAUCGACAUGGAAGAGGGGCUUCCCGAGGGUUACAUGUUUGUGUGGAAGGAGAACAUCUCCCCCAGUCUUUUUGAAGACAUGGAUAAGAAUAAGGAUGCUAGAGUGGAACCCACAGAGUUCUCGGACUACAUCCUGCAGCAGGUAAAUGAGGGUAAAGGUCGCCUUGCUCCCGGCUUCGACCCACACAGGAUAAUCGAGAACAUGUUCACCAACCAGGAUCGCAAUGGUGAUGGCAAAAUUACAGAGAAUGAGUUCAAACUGAAGGCAGAUGAGUUACAAGAGCAUGAUGAACUUUAGGCCGCGACCAGGGUCCUGAAGCCACCAUUUUUACAAGCCACAGCCAUGCUGAGUAAAUUUUCCAUCCUUCCGGGAUGCACAGGUAACACAGGAGGCUGAACGGACAGUACAAAGAAUGUUUUCCGUGUCAGUCAAUUUUUUUUUUACUUUCUUUUGUCUCCCCCCAAUGUUUUACGAGGUAUUUUAUCUGCAUUGAAUCAACAGUACACACAGGUUACUCAUACCUAGCUGGUCUAAACAAAAGAAGAUCUAUCAAGUUUUACGUAUGUAAAUAGGAUCUUUUUGUAUUUUUCUGUUGAGGUUGAUAUUUUUGUGGAUACCUUGCUGAACUAUGAACUACGCAUAACAUUCUGGAACAUUCAAAGGCACAUUACCAUGGUUAGUGGCCCCUGAGCUUUUUCAAAUUAUCAUAGCAGCCCCCCAGACUUUAGCCCGGGUGAGGCCGUGCCUUAAAGCACCCCCAGGAAUAUUUCAAGAUUAGUGUCUUGGCUGACAAUCUGACAUGCAAAGCCAGUUUGAAUAGUUUGUUUAAAAAAUAUUGACUAGACAAUUACCUAGGGGCUACUUCAGGCGAUUCUUUGAAGUUGUUAAUUUGCAAGUGCGAUUAGAAGUGUGUGUGUGUGUUAAUUUUGGUGGUGGGGGGUUGCCUUCCUGGCUUUAAAGUUUAAUUCUUUUAUACAUUCUUUGUCCUUACCAUCUUUGGAAGUUUAAAUUUCAGAAGGACAAAAAGAAAUCAAAAUUGACAUUUUGUUUUCCGGAGAUGAUUUCCUUAUUGAAUUUCUCAUGCACGAGGAGGUCCCCCAGACAGUCACCUGCUUUGUAAACAUGGGGAGUGGGGUCUAAUGCAACCCCUGUCACUCAUUUCUCUCCUAACUCGCGUCACUAAAUCAGUUUUCAUUCCUCGAGCUCUAAAAAGUUGUUUCCAGUGCCAAUAUGACGUUUGUGAUUCUUAUAAAAACUGAAUUACAGGAAAUAUUUCUGUAUUUGUAUAAACAGGAAAAAUUAGGAACCGUCUGCUGACUCCUGGAUCAGCGUAAGCUCCAAGGCCAGACACUCUUGUUUUCUGCCCUCUGCGCACACUGCAGAUUCCUGCGAGGUUAGCUCGACCGUUACGGCGAAAUAGCCAAGCCACUUAUUUGUAUAGUGCAUUUAAGAACUGCAGGGGUUGGACCCAAGGUCCUUUCCAGUUGAUGGACAAAUGGAUUAACAAGUAUUACAUAGAUAGUAAUAUAUAAGAACAACAUGAAAAUAUGCAUACAAAAAAAUAAGAAUU
Messenger RNA from Brienomyrus brachyistius, 3238 nucleotides. RefSeq names its product peptidyl-prolyl cis-trans isomerase FKBP9-like. Gene Ontology annotation, molecular function: calcium ion binding; peptidyl-prolyl cis-trans isomerase activity. The coding region runs from base 1 to 1965 and encodes 654 amino acids. Lineage: Eukaryota; Metazoa; Chordata; Actinopteri; Osteoglossiformes; Mormyridae. The record is from RefSeq and is a predicted model, not a curated record. The transcript has 11 exons.